Messenger RNA from Rhizophagus irregularis DAOM 181602=DAOM 197198, 540 nucleotides. Lineage: Eukaryota; Fungi; Glomeromycota; Glomeromycetes; Glomerales; Glomeraceae. The record is from RefSeq and is a predicted model, not a curated record.
AUGAAAAUAUGGUCAGAUGGUCUUGAUGAUAUGGGUGACCGGGGGAAAAUUAAGAGAUGUAAUGAUGUCAUCAAUCUCUGUGAAAACAUCUUAGAAGAGAAUUCAUUAGAGGAUUAUCAUAAGAAAAUAAAUCAAGAGCUAGGUGUCCUCAAUCAGUUAUCACUCGAUGGUUGUAUGAAUGCUUAUUCAGAAAAACGCGUUUAUAAAGCUCAUAAAUUACUGUGGAUUUACUUCAUUUCUUUUAAAAAUUUAAUCGAUGCCAAUGAAAAAUCUCAGGAAAAGUUUCCAAAUAAUGUUGAUUUGGAAUUGUUAGAAACUAUGUUUAAUGAGCGUUCCUACCAUCCUAAUGGCAUUAACUUUGAGUUGCAGAAGUAUAAAUCUGAUGUAAUAGAUGAAUGCUAUAUGGUAUGCCCUAAUAAUACUCGAUUUGAUGAAUGCUCAUUGUUACAUAAAGCUGGAAAUCACGUUGUUAAAGGAAUUAUAAAAAAGAAGACUGAUAGUUGUCCAGUCAAAUUUUACCAUAUAAUUCCAGAAAAUUGA